Messenger RNA from Solea solea (common sole), 2394 nucleotides. It is a transcript of the gene ntn4, whose product is annotated as netrin 4. The transcript is spliced from 10 exons. Gene Ontology annotation, molecular function: protein binding. Lineage: Eukaryota; Metazoa; Chordata; Actinopteri; Pleuronectiformes; Soleidae. The record is from RefSeq and is a predicted model, not a curated record. Bases 453 to 2351 code for a protein of 632 amino acids. Gene Ontology annotation, cellular component: laminin trimer. Gene Ontology annotation, biological process: basement membrane assembly; cell migration; substrate adhesion-dependent cell spreading.
AAAAAUGUGGAUUAGAGGCGGAGCUGCAGUUUGUGUCGCCGCUCAAAGCCGCCGAGCUCCGCUCACACACUCACAGAGCCUGAGAGAGCGUCAGUGCGGGGAGAUGAAACCCGCUGCAGGUCCACAAACAGCAGCAGCAGCAGCAGAGGAAGCGCCGAGCCGAGCCGAGCCUUCACCCCGGGACAACACUCACCGUCCGGCGUCAUGCUGUUCCCUGCUCCCGCUCUCGUCUCACCGCCUGGUUCUCGGGUCACAGCUGAGUGAAAGAGAAAGUCCACACUGGAUCUGAAACCUACGCACUUUUUCUACUGUUUUUGUCUUUUCCCACAGUGGAUGAAAUCUUUAUUUUUCAAUUUUUUUUAACAGUAUAAUAAUCAUCAUCAUCAUCAUCAUCUCCAGCUGCUGCAGGUUUCUCCUUCUCAUAAUCUGGAUUAUCCCUGCGAGCAGGAACUAUGCUGGUGUUAUUUGUGAUCAGCGUGGCCCUGUGGUCAGUUUCAGGUUUGUCGAUGGAGCUGUUCCGUGUGGGUGUGGCUCCGCGCUGCGAGAGCCGGGCCUGUAACCCGCGCAUGGGGAACCUGGCGCUGGGACGCCGCGUCCUCACGCAGACCGUGUGCGGCAACAACGGCACCGAGCUCUACUGUGCGUACGCCGACCCCAACGCCAACCUGGCGUGUGGCGCUGCCAAGUGUGCCAAGUGCAACGCCGGCCUGCCGCUGCUGUCGCACCUGGCCGGCGCCAUGUCGGACUCCUCCUUCCGCCACCCGAACACCUGGUGGCAGUCGGCCGAGGGGGCGGAGUCGGAGACGGUGCAGCUGGACCUGGAGACGGAGUUCUACUUCACGCACCUCAUCGUCGUGUUCCGGUCGCCGAGGCCUGCUGCCAUGACGCUGGAGCGGUCGCAGGACUUUGGCCGGACGUGGAGGAUGCUGCAGUACUACGCCCGCAACUGCAGCGCCACCUUCGGGCUGGAGGAGGGGAAGGCGGGCGGGGGAAGGGACGGGGCCACCUGCACGUCCAAAUACUCGGGGGCGUAUCCCUGCAACCGUGGCGAGGUGAUCUACCGAACGCUCCCCAAGUGGGAGUCCCUGGAUCCGUUCGGAGCGGAGGGUCAGCAGCAACUGAGGGUGACCAACGUCCGCAUUCGUCUGCUAAAGCGCCAGCCGUGUCCCUGCCAGGUCAAAGACCCCGCUGCUGCUGCCGCCGCCGCUGCUGACGAACCUCUUCCGACCCAACACUUUGCCGUCUAUGACCUGAUCGUGAAGGGAAGCUGCUUCUGUAACGGACACGCCGAGCAGUGCGUCCCUGCGCUGGGAUACCAGCCCAUCAGAGACAGAACCAACCAUGUGGUCCAUGGAAAGUGUGUGUGCAGACACAACACCGCAGGUGAUCACUGCGAGCGCUGCGCUCCCCUCUACAACGACAGACCCUGGCAGCCCGCUGACGGACUGACGGGGGCGCCGCACGAAUGUCGCAAGUGCAAGUGCAACGGACACGCUCAGAGCUGCCACUUUGAUUGGACGGCAUGGCGCGAGUCCGGCCAGCGGAGCGGAGGCGUGUGCGACUGUCUGCACAACACCGCGGGACGUCAGUGUGAGGCAUGCAAGGCUGGGUUCUACAGAGAUCUGCACCGACCGCAAACCGCCCCCGACUCCUGCAAACCAUGCAACUGUCACCCUACCGGCUCCAUGGCGUUCCACUUGGCGGACGGUUCGCCCUGCGACCCGACCAACGGAAACUGCAUCUGCAAACCCGGCGUGGGCGGAGCCAACUGCGACAGGUGCAUGGUGGGAUACUGGGGUUUCCACGAGUACGGCUGUCGACCGUGUGACUGCGCGGGAGACUGCGACCGCUUCACUGGAGACUGUUUGUUUGGCUCUGAUCUGGACGUUUACAACAUGGAGGGAAACUCCAGUGAGACGGGGAGGAUCUUCAGAGUGGAAGAACUCUUCUCUGCCCACCAGUACUCAGAGAAGUGCGAGUGCAAAGAACAAGCGCUGACCAACAGUAAACUCUUCUGCACCAUGAAUUAUGCAUACGUGCUGAAGGUGAAAGUGCUGUCGGCCCACGAUAAGGGCUCCCACGCUGAGGUGGAGGUCAAAGUUCAGAAGGUGCUCAGCCAGAACACCAAGGUGAAGAUACAGCGAGGUCGCGUCACCCUCUACCCCGAGUCCUGGACCGCCCGGGGCUGCACGUGCCCCAUCCUCAACCCAGGUGGGGAGUACCUGGUGGCUGGACACACUGACCGCAAGAAGGGCCGCCUCUUGGUCAACAUGAAGAGCUUCGUCAAGCCCUGGAGAGCCAGCUUGGGACGCAAGGUCCUCACGCUACUCAACAAAGACUGCAACUGGUAGAGUGAGCGCGUCGUCGAGGGGACGGGCGGACGGACAAGUUUUU